GGCGCUUAAGGGGCAUUUUGCGUCGGGGGCGUUUUCCGUGCCCUGACGUUUGGAUUCUCUGGACUGGAGUAGGGGAAAGAAAAGGAACAGCAACUUAGAUAGAUGCAGUCUCCCAUGGGGAGCCGACAGUGUCUGAGCAGCAACAACCCCAAGGGAUGGAGACAUGAUAAUGGAUUCUGAAUUAAUGCAUAGUAUUGUAGGAAGCUAUCUUAAACCUCCAGAAAGAGUGUUUGUUCCAUCAUUUGCCCAGAAUAAUGAAUCAUCCCAGACUUACCGCUCUGCGAACUUAGAAGUUACCUCUCCUAAAAUGCUUCAUAGUCCAAAUGGCCAAGCUCUAAUUUUAGCCUUAAAAACUCUUCAGGAAAAGAUUCAUCGUUUAGAGUUGGAGAGAACACAAGCUGAGGACAACCUGAACAUUCUUUCCAGAGAAGCAGCACAGUAUAAAGAGGCCUUGGAGAAAGAAACAAAUGAGAGAAAUCUGGUACACCAGGAACUGAAAAAGCAGAAAAAAGAUAUUACGAUACAGUUAAAUUCUGCCCAGUCUCGCUGUACUCUUCUAGAGAAGCAACUAGAAUAUACAAAGAGAAUGGUUCUCAAUGUAGAGCGAGAGAAGAAUAUGAUCGUAGAGCAACAGGCCCAGCUUCAAAGGGAAAAAGAGCAAGAUCAUAUGAAGCUGCAAGCAAAACUUGAAAAGCUAGAUGUCUUAGAAAAAGAAUGUUUUAAACUUACAGCAACUCAGAAAACUGCUGAGGGCAAGAUUAAACAUUUAGAAGAAAAACUUAAGGAAGAAGAACAUCAGCGUAAGCUAUUUCAGGACAAAGCAUCAGAACUUCAAACUGGACUUGAAAUCAGUAGAAUUUUAAUGUCUUCAGUAUCAAAUAAAAAAUGCUCCAAGGAGAAGAAGAAAUCUUCAAAGAAAACUAAAUGUUUAAAGAGAGGACCACAUCAGCAAAUUUAUUCCAAGUUUGAAUCACUGCCUAUUAUGGCUGAGAAGUCUGCCAGUGCAGGCCAUUCUGUGAAUAGAAGUAUGCAAAGCCUCCUGCAGAUGAUGCAACAUUAUGGGCCACAUAUCCUUCGGAAACCUACUGAAGUUACUGAGCUUAGAUGUCUCUACAAGCCUACUAGAACAAGUGCCCAGUGUAAAGCUGAACCUUCUGACUCAAAAAAUUCCCUUUCUAUUUGUGACAAUUUGUCUGAACUUUUGAUGGCAAUGCAAGGUGAACUGGACCAAAUGAGUAUGGAGCACGAAGAACUACUAAAUCAAAUGAAGGAGACUGAAAGUCAUUCAGUCUGUGAAGACAUAGAAUGUGAACUAGAGCAUUUAGUCAAGAAAAUGGAAAUUAAAGGAGAACAAAUUUCCAAACUGAUGAAGCAUCAAGAUAAUGUCCGUAAACUGCAGCAAAAAAUUCAAAACUCAAAGAUGAGUGAAGCUUCAGGUAUUCAGCGAGAAGAUAGCAGCCCUAAAGGAUCAAAGAACAUAAAAAAUAGCCCCAGAAAAUGUUUGCUAACUAACUCUCUUCAGAAGAACAGCAACUUUCAUCCACUUCUUCAGCCCCAGAGACGUUCCACAGAGUGCUUCAUCUAAAUUCAUUUUCAUCACCUUACCUACUUUUCAACUUUGCCUUUCCUCCUUGAGAAUCUACUGAACUAGAAAUGUGUCCUGCUCACAGACUGCUGCUUACCAGAGCCUUUGACUCCUCAGGGGUGGAGCAAAUGAUUUCCUUCUUGGACAAGGGCAAUCUGUGGCCAGUGUACAAGAGUUGCCAUGGCAACCCUGCAGCUGUGCUCUGCCUAGCAGAGACUCGUAGGAUAUCGUGGAUUUUGUUCACUUAAGUGAAAAACAGGUUUGUUUGUUUUUUAUUUAAUCAGAAAUUGAAAAAAAUGAAAUUGGAACUGUCUAGCCAAGACAGGUCUCAACUUCGAUGAAACUGGGAAACUAGAAAGUGAGUGUUUAAAACAGCAGGUAUUGUGAAUAUUCUAAUUCUGGAAAUAGCAGUUCCUGGAAUCUUGAGUUAACUGUACUUGUAUGGGUCAUUGGCAGCCUAGCCAUUUUUAUUGGGUAUUAGCUGAAUAUAGAGGGGUUGAAGGGACAUGCUCAUUUUUCAGCAGUAUAAGAUAAAAGGAGAUACUUAAAAUAGGGAGCUAGCUAGUGGUGGUGGUGUACUUAAAAGUUGUUUUUGAGGGAUGCCUGGGUGGCUCAGUCAGUUAAGCAUCCAACUCUUGAUUUUGGCUCAUGUCAUGAUCUCAGGGUCAUGACAUCAAGCCCCAGGGUGGGGCCUGCUUAAGAUUCUCUCUCUCUCCCUUUGCUUUUCAGCUGCUCAUGUACACUAGUGCACAUUCUCUCUCUCUCUCUCUCUCUCUCUCAAAAAAAGUUGUUUUUGAGAUUUUUAUAUAGCCUUUUUACUUUAAAAAUACAACUAUACAGGGGCGCCUGGGUGGCUCAGUCGGUUAAACUUCCGACUUGGCUCAGGUCAUGAUCUCGCGGUUUGUGAGUUCGAGCCCCACGUUGGGCUCUGUGCUGACAGCUCCGAGCCUGGAGCCUGCUUCAGAUUCUGUGUCUCCGUCUCUCUCUGCCCCUCCCCCACUUGUGCUCUUUCUCUAUCAAAAAUA
Messenger RNA from Panthera uncia (snow leopard), 2610 nucleotides. It is a transcript of the gene CEP57L1, whose product is annotated as centrosomal protein 57 like 1. NCBI's taxonomy places the organism in Eukaryota, Metazoa, Chordata, Mammalia, Carnivora, Felidae. The transcript is spliced from 14 exons. Bases 164 to 1585 code for a protein of 473 amino acids. The record is from RefSeq and is a predicted model, not a curated record. Gene Ontology annotation, molecular function: microtubule binding; gamma-tubulin binding; identical protein binding. Gene Ontology annotation, cellular component: centrosome.